AUGGCGGCUUUUCUUACGCGUCUCAUGGGGAAGGCAGCCAAGGAUGCAGAUGAUUCAUCACAUCUUUAUGAGAAUGACAUCGUUUACCCCGUUCAUGGAUUGGAUGACACCAAAACUUUCCGCGAUACCCUGCUGACAUGGUCGAUGUGUUUUAACGAUCCACUUGAUGCCGACAAGCUGCAGAAGUCUUUGACAAAACUUUUGUCAACUGGAGAUUGGAAGAAACUUGGAGGUCGUUUGAGACUCAAGGAAGAUGGAGCACUGGAGAUCCACGUACCAUGGGAAUUCACAGCGGAUCGGCCUCCAUUUAUAUUCACCCAUGUGAACAAGGACCAAGCAAUCGAGGACCACCCAGCAGCCAAGACACUUCCCAAGCCCAACAGGAAAGUCGCAAUGUGGACCCCACAUAAAGACUACAAUGAGCUAGCUACUCGUCCAGACGCGCCAACAAUUAUUGAAGACCUACUCGCUGGAGACACCCCGCAGAUGUCUGUUCAUGUUACCUCCUUCACCAACGCGACUAUUGUUGGACUCUCAUGGCCACAUACGUUGAUGGAUGCCAUGGGACUGAAAGCCUUACUUCAAAAUUGGUCCCUAGUACUAGCCGGCCGAGAGUCAGAGGUACCAGCUCUCCUCGGUGCAAAAGAUGACGUUCUGUCAACGAUAGCAGAGGCUUCAGUGGACAAGCGAGAGGCAUCUUGUAUGCGUUCAAAAGAGCUCAAGGGUCUAUCCAAGCUCGCAUUUAUGGCGAGAGUUGCUUAUGGACUGAUGUCUACCCCUCUCCCCGAGACACGCGCGCUUUGCGUACCCAAGAAAGUCAUGGAUAGCCUGCGCGAGCAGGCACAGCAAGAACUUACCAUUUCCAAUGAGAAGGAGGUCUUCAUCAGCGAAUCCGAUGUCUUCACCGCGUGGCUGAUCGGCAUGAUCUCUACGUCGUUACCAGCCCCUCGUCCAAUGACCUUAUUGCAAAGUAUCAACGCGCGGUUCCGACUCCCCGAACUCAUCAAUGCACAAGGCGUGUAUGUGCAAAACAUGAUAGCGGUAGGCUUCACGCUGUAUUCGCCCGAUGUUGCAGCAGGCCUAAUGGGUCCAAUUGCGCUGGCAACCCGUGAGCAGCUCGCAGCACAGGCCACAGAACAACAGGUCAUUGGAAACCUGGAGGCACAGCGAGCAUCAGGCGACCCUAUGGCUACUCUCUGCGGCGACUCCAAAGCCGUACCUGUAAUCACUUCCAACUGGGCAAAGGGUAAGUUCUACCUUGUAACGGAUUUUGGCCCUGCCGUGCUACGGGCUGGUGAUACUUCGGAGUCGAGAUCCAAUCCCCCCGGCACUCCGUUUUUCAGUCACACAUUUUGCCUAAAGCCACCGCCUGUGGUGAUGAGGCAUAUAAUGUCUGUUGUCGGGAAGGACCACGAGGAUAAUUAUUGGGCCAAUUUGGUUCUGCCGUCGCCUGUCUGGGCGAAUAUCGAGAAGAGCCUCAGGGAGCUGGAAUAG
Pyrenophora tritici-repentis Pt-1C-BFP is the source of this 1494-nucleotide messenger RNA. RefSeq names its product Transferase domain containing protein. NCBI's taxonomy places the organism in Eukaryota, Fungi, Ascomycota, Dothideomycetes, Pleosporales, Pleosporaceae. The record is from RefSeq and is a predicted model, not a curated record.